Molecule: messenger RNA, 798 nt
Organism: Geodia barretti
Lineage: Eukaryota; Metazoa; Porifera; Demospongiae; Tetractinellida; Geodiidae
Source: the annotation of a GenBank genome assembly
AUGAAGAUCGCCUAUUUUGACUGUUUUUCGGGAAUCAGCGGCGAUAUGACGCUAGGGGCGCUGGUGGAUGCCGGUGUGGACUUGGCGGUCAUCCGCGAGGAAUUGGCCAAGCUGCCGGUGACGGGAUACCGGCUGGAGGCACGCGUCGUCAAGCGCGGCGGCCUACGGGGCACCAAGGUGGACGUGGUCGUGGACGAGGCGGUGCAGCCGGCGCGGCGCUAUACCGACAUUGCGGCGAUGAUUUCCGAAAGCGAACUGGAGCCCGAGGUGCGGGACCGGGCGCUCGCAAUUUUUCGCCGCCUGGGAGAGGUGGAGGCGCAUCUGCACGACGAGCCGCUGGACGCGAUUCACUUCCACGAGGUGGGGGCGGUGGAUUCGAUUAUCGACGUAGUGGGCGCGGCCAUCGGCGUGCACGCCCUGGACCUUGAGGGCGCGGUGGCCUCGCCGGUCAACGUCGGCCACGGCGCGGUGCACACCUCGCACGGCCUGCUGCCGGUCCCCGCCCCGGCCACCUUGGCCCUGCUCAAGGGGUAUUCGGCCUACGCCGGCGACACCCGGAUGGAGUUGACCACCCCCACCGGCGCGGCGAUUCUCACCACCCUCGCCGACCGCUUCGGACCAUUGCCGCGCAUGACCAUCGACCGCAUCGGCUACGGCGCCGGCAACCGUGAUUUUCCCACAGGCCCCAACCUGCUGCGCCUUGUCGUCGGCGAGGUACAGGCCGACACCGCGCCGGACCACGCUCACCACCAUCAUCAUGGCCACGAGCAUCACCACCACGAGCACCAUCAAGGCUGA